CUCAAUCAUUAGUUUUGUUUAUUAUCAUUUUGUGAAAGUAUCGCAGGAAAAUUUGUGAAAAUCACAACAAUGCCGAAGUACUAUUGUGAUUAUUGUGACACGUACCUCACACACGACUCCCCAAGUGUACGGAAAACUCACUGUACGGGCAGAAAGCACAAGGACAAUGUGAAAUUUUACUAUCAGAAAUGGAUGGAGGAGCAGGCACAGCAUUUAAUUGAUGCAACAACAGCAGCUUUCAAAGCGGGCAAAAUUCCCCAGAAUCCCUUUGCACAGCCCCCGCCGAAGGGUGUUACUAUCCCACCGCCAAAUACACUUGCACCUCCACCACGACCGGGUGGAAUGAUGCCCGCGGGGAUCCCUCACGGUGCUGGGAUGCCGCAAAUGAUGAUGGGACCACACAUGAUGGGUAUUCGACCGCCGUCAAUGAUGGGCCUGGGACCUGGAAUGAUGGCGCCCCCACCACAGUACCGCUCCAUGCCACCACCUCAAAUGAAGCAGUAAAAAAAAUAACUCGUGUGUAAAUUCUUUCUAAUAUUAAACUUUAUUUCAAUAAAAGAGCUGAUGAGAGAAA
Molecule: messenger RNA, 574 nt
Organism: Lutzomyia longipalpis
Lineage: Eukaryota; Metazoa; Arthropoda; Insecta; Diptera; Psychodidae
Gene: snRNP-U1-C
Product: U1 small nuclear ribonucleoprotein C
Exons: 1
Coding region: 70-504 (144 amino acids)
Biological process (GO): mRNA splicing, via spliceosome; spliceosomal snRNP assembly; mRNA 5'-splice site recognition
Cellular component (GO): nucleus; U1 snRNP
Molecular function (GO): pre-mRNA 5'-splice site binding; zinc ion binding
Source: RefSeq, a predicted model, not a curated record